UGAGGGCGUCUGCGGCGGAAAGGAGUAGAGACGUAGUGCCACCACUUGGAGAAAGAAAUAGAGCAGAUGAUUAUGUUGGCACCACGACUGCUGCUCUAGUUCAUCUUGAUGGAACUCAGCCACGCGUUUUCCCGAGUCGCAACAUAGAGCCACCGACUCCCGAGCUUCGAGCUGAGGAGUGGCUCAAUGAAAACUUGCCGAUUUCUCACUACACAGACGCAACAAUUACUAUGGACUUCCACGUUUUCGAACCACGUGUGGUGCCG
Molecule: messenger RNA, 266 nt
Organism: Amoebophrya sp. A25
Lineage: Eukaryota; Dinophyceae; Syndiniales; Amoebophryaceae
Source: the annotation of a GenBank genome assembly